Molecule: messenger RNA, 2667 nt
Organism: Coccomyxa subellipsoidea C-169
Lineage: Eukaryota; Viridiplantae; Chlorophyta; Trebouxiophyceae; Coccomyxaceae
Exons: 19
Coding region: 1-2667 (888 amino acids)
Cellular component (GO): endoplasmic reticulum
Molecular function (GO): lipid binding
Source: RefSeq, a predicted model, not a curated record
AUGCUGACAGGGAUCAAGGCUUGGAGAAGGUCACGCUUUGCUGCUACAGUGCGGCUGUUGACAGAUUUGGAUGAGGAUGGGCUGAAGUAUGUCAUGAAGAACCUUCCCUCAUGGGUCAAAUUCAGCGACUACGAGAGAGCCAAGUACGUCGUCUCCAAUGUCUCCAAUGCUAUUCUUAUGUGUGCAGACCUAUGCCCUAUCACUGUGAUCAAUAUCUGCAGCUUGAUCAAGGAUGAGCUGGAGCCCUACAUGCGCGAUUUCUCCCCGGCAGUGGUCAGCGGCAUGUACUUUGAGCGGCUCUCGUUCGGCCUGGUGCCCAUGUCCAUCCUGGGCGUGCGCAUUGUGCCCUCCUUCCACGCCAACCAGCAUGUGUCCAUCGAGUUGGAUGUUGACGUGAGGUGGGCGGGCGAGCCGGACGUGCUGCUCAAGCUGGAGCCGUCCACGAAAUGGAUCACCAACGCCGUCAAAAUAGGCAAGCUGAAGGUGCUGCCUGCCGUGAACAUGACGCCGGUAAUGGCGGUGCGCAUGCGGCAGGUGCAGAUCAGCGCCAUCAUGCGCGUCAGCCUCUCCCCCGUCCUGGAUGAUCUCCCCUUCAUCGGCGGCAUCUCCCUCUCCCUCAUGGCCCAGCCCUACAUCGACUUUGACCUCAGGCACUGGACUGCACCCCCUGCGGCAAUUCACUGGCGCAGGCUGGUGGCUGGCCCUGAUAUAAUGUCGGUGCCGGCGCUGUCUUCCUACCUGCAGGCCAGCCUGAUGGAGGUCUUCAUCGACCAGAUGAUCUGGCCGCGAGUGGCGCAGAUACCCUUCAUGAUGCCCAGCUCUGAUGAGCAUGAGAUUGCGGCACCACAUGGCAUCCUCACAGUCCAGGUGAUUGAGGCAAAGCUGCCGCAGCGUCUGUCACGCCUGCGACGAGUGGAGAAGCCCCUGGACCCCUACACAUGCCUGGCAGUACGGCCCCACAGCGGUCCGGUGGACACUGGGACGCAGAGUGCGAGCACGAGUGGGAAGCAGGGGACAACGCACCCGCACUGGCGCGAGGCCUUCCACCUCUGCGUCGGCAGCACCGAGCAGAUCCUCGAAGUUGUCGUCGUGCACGCCUCCGGCAGCAAUGGCGACCACGCGGCGGAUGUGCCGCUGGGCCGCGUGGACAUCCCCAUAAAGGAGAUCAUGCGCGAGGCGGCGCGACCGCGUGGCAUGCGACUGGCGUCUGCUGCCAAGAUCGCCUACAAGCUGCGCCAGACCUCACAGCGCGCGCGCGAACGCGUGGCCUCGCAGCGCGCAGAAGACCACCUCAGGCGAGAGAGCGAGCCGGCAUCAACAGCGGGUGCUGACGACGCGGAGGAGCUACGGCCCGAUCUGCGCAGCGACUCAGCGCCAGCCACGUCAGCGCCGUUUUUAUCGGAGGCCGCGGCGGGUAAACCGCCUAAGUGCCCCCCGGGCAGCUGGCGCUCGCACAGCGACACCUCUCGCGCUGCCAGGAAGGCUGCAGCAAUGUCCUACAAGCGCUCCCUGUCUGAAGAGCACCUGGCAUCCCAGGUGUGUACCGUGACAGAAGAAGGGCACGGCGCUGAUGAAGGACAUAUUGCAGCCACUGCCGCCCCCGUACCAUCCUCCAGUCCAGGCGCGUCGCCGAGCGCGCAGAGGCACCACGAGGGCCUGGCAGAGGCGCUGGACUCGCCGACCGCAUGCCCCUCCGGCAGCGCCAUGGGGUGGGCAGUGGAGGCCAUGGCUGUUGGCGCGGAGGGGCGCAACCCCGAGGACGUCAUCAACCCCAGCCCCUUAAGGAUGAUGCCCUCCCUCCCCACCCACACCCCCAAUCGUACAGCCCAUGAAGCGGCGCUGGCUGCCUGCGCGGAGGAGGGUGCAUGGCUGCCAUUGCUGCCCGUCAAUGCCCAUGGCUCAGGCAAAGCAGCCGCCAGUGAGGCCUCAGCGCCCAAGCAGCGCCAGAUGUCGAGAGAGCGACUCUCAGCGCGGCUGAGCAAGCGCUCCUCCGGCGGCCGCAGCUCGCGCAUGCGACGCAGCAAGCUGGGCGUGGCGGGCGCCAUCCGCCUGCAGCUUAGCUUCCAUCCUGUCUCCGACAAACCCCUGCCUUACAGGUACCCCGACAAAAUUGUGCCCAGAAGGACAGAUGCUGACAAGGCGACAGAGGGUGAGGGGUCUGUACCGGAUCCGGUGCCGGUGCGGCAGCCGCGCGUGCUGGGCUGCCUGGCCGUCAUGCUCCUGGCCAGCAGCAUCACCGAGGUCAAGCUGGGCGUGCCCGCUGUCAGCAUCCGCCUCGGCCUGCAGACGCACCGCUCACAGCUGGCCACUGGGACGCCCAGCGGCCGAUGUGAGUGGAACUACCGCUGCUGCUUUGCGCUGGAGCUGCCCACCCUCUACGACGACAUCAAGGCACGCUCCCUUUCGAGAGUACUCAGCCUUUCCAAAUUGCCAGAGCUCAGAACGGAGGUGUCGAUUGGGGACGCCACGAAGACGCUGGCGUCGCGCAUCUGGGAGAACUGGAUCCCCUUUGGCAGCGAGACAGUGGAGAGCGAAAUCUCUGUGGUCGCCAGCGCGCGCCUGCCCCUCGCUGAUAUCUUCUCUGCAGGCGAGCUGCCUCCCCUUGCUCUGUCCUUAACCCAGGAAAAUUCAGAGUCAUUCCAGAGGGGAAUCAGCCUCUCCUCAUAA